Diorhabda sublineata is the source of this 5991-nucleotide messenger RNA. It is a transcript of the gene AIF, whose product is annotated as apoptosis-inducing factor 1, mitochondrial. NCBI's taxonomy places the organism in Eukaryota, Metazoa, Arthropoda, Insecta, Coleoptera, Chrysomelidae. The record is from RefSeq and is a predicted model, not a curated record. Gene Ontology annotation, molecular function: FAD binding; NAD(P)H oxidase H2O2-forming activity; protein dimerization activity. Gene Ontology annotation, biological process: mitochondrial respiratory chain complex assembly; apoptotic process. The coding region runs from base 304 to 2262 and encodes 652 amino acids. The transcript has 12 exons. Gene Ontology annotation, cellular component: cytoplasm; mitochondrion.
AAGUAAAAUAAAAAUGUCAUUGCUGUCAAAUGUCAAUAUAUUUAAUUUUUAGAAAAAGUAUGAAAGGGAGCCGGUCCCUCGUGUUAAUUAUUAAUAAAGAAACUUUAACGUUUUCUUAACGAAAUAAUUAUUAAUAGUAUCUUCUAAUCAACCAAAGUUAAUUAUUUUGACUGUCAUCAAAACAAAAGAUGGUUGUGUUUUGAAGUAUUCAAAAGUUUCAUAAUUUACAUUCAUAAUUUUCCUCCAAAAAAAGACUGUUUUGCAUCAUUACUUUUAGUGUUUUAGUGAAGUUGUACCUAAAAAAUGAUUAGAAUUAUCCAAAUAUCAAAAAAUUUGACUGUUAAUCAUUCUAGAAAUAGUAUUUUACGAUGUUCCACUCAGUCGACGAUUAAAACAAUUUUAAAUAGAUCAAACACUAUUAGAUCCUUAUCAGACAAAUGUGACGACGAUCGUAAAAAGAAGCAAAUACCAUCACUUAAAGAUUGUCAUCCUACAAAUUUGAUGAGUGAAAUACCAGAACCGGCCGGGAACUGGGAGGAAAAGGAUAGUAUGGUUAGAAAACAAAAUAGAAGGUGGUUACUUUUGGGUUUAUUGUUUACUGCUUUUACCGUUGGUACGAUUUUUUAUAUUAAUCCAUUGAAAAAGGAGGAAGAGAUAAAAACAGAUGAUGGGAAAAAGAAAGAAAAAAAGAAAUAUCCUGCGUCUUCAAAAGAUAUACCGAAGGAUGUGCCUUAUUUAUUGAUAGGAGGAGGUACUGCUUCUUUUAGCGCAUUCCGUUCAAUCAAAACUAGAGAUCCUACUGCUAAAGUACUAAUGAUAUCAAACGACUUGUUCUACCCUUAUAUGCGUCCCCCGUUGUCUAAAGAAAUAUGGUAUAACGACGAAGAAUCUGCUAAAAACUAUUUUUUCAAACAGUGGAAUGGUUCGCAAAGGAGUAUAUUUUAUGAACCCGACAACUUUUAUACCGAAUGUAAAGAUUUAGAAUCUAGUGAAAAUGGUGGUUUAGCGGUAGCUAGAGGUUGGACUAUAAAAAAAUUAGAUGUAAUAGAAAAUAUCGCGUAUUUAGAUGACGGAGCGGAAAUUCGGUACAGAAAAUGUCUCAUAGCUACAGGUGCCAAACCCAAUUUUUCACCGGUGUUCGCAAAUGCAUCGACCGAUCCUAAAUUGAAAGAUUUGAUAAGGUCUUAUAGGAACAUCACCGAUUUUGAAGAAUUGUAUGAUAUGUUUAAAAAAGCUAAAACUGUAGCUAUAGUCGGAGGUGGAUUUUUGGGAAGCGAAUUGGCUUGUGCUUUGGGUAAAAAAGCUAAAGAUGAAAAGGGUGAACCUAAAAAAGUGUAUCAAAUAUUCCGAGAAUCCGGAAACAUGGGCAAAGUGCUACCGGAAUAUCUUUCGCUUUGGUCAACAGACAAAGUGCAAGAUGAAGGAGCCAUUGUUUUGUCAAAAACUGAAGUUGUGGGUGUAAGAAGUGACGGUAAAGAAGGUUUAACGUUGACCCUAAACAAUGGUAAAACUAUGGAUGUUGAUUUCGUAAUAGUGGCGAUGGGUGUAACGCCCAACACAGAUCUAGCGGAAGAAUCCGAUUUGGAAGUAGACCCCGAAUUAGGCGGAUUUUUAGUUAAUACGGAAUUACAAGCUAGAACCGACGUUUACAUCGCUGGUGAUUGCGCAUGUUUCUACGAUACGAAAUUGGGCCGUCGACGUUUCGAACACCACGACCACGCCGUCGUCACGGGGAAAUUAGCUGGAGAAAAUAUGACUGGCGGUCGUCAACCGUAUUUACAUCAAAGUAUGUUUUGGUCCGAUCUAGGACCGGACGUAGGUUACGAGGCGAUCGGUAUAGUGGAUUCUUCUUUACCUACGGUAGCAGUAUUCGCAAAAGCAACCGAUAAGGAUAAUCCCAAAGCAGUGGUGACCGCAACCGAUGAAGGAAUCAGAUCUAAAACCGAGGAGAUCCCUCAGGAAUGCGAUAAAAAUUUGUCGGAAAAACAAAAACAAGAAAUGGCAAUGGUGAGACAACCGCUCAGUAUACCGAACGUAUCUGAGGGUGAAGAUUUUGGUAAAGGUAUCGUCUUUUACCUAAGAGACGACGUAGUGGUCGGUAUACUGUUGUGGAACAUCUAUAAUAGAAUGAAUGUAGCUAGACAAGUUUUGAUGGAUCACAAAAAAUACGAAGAUCUUAACGACGUUGCCAAAUUGUUUAACAUACACGAAACUACCGAUGAAACUACCAACAACGAAACUACUAACGACGAAACUAAAUAAAACAAAUCUACCCUUGGACAAAAUGACGUCGUUAAACAUUGGAAUAUGUGAGUGUUUAAGGUUGGCAAUGCGGCGAGAGAAAAUGCAUUUUGUACAAACAAACUGUCACUUGUCAUAUACUAUAAUUUGGUUUUGUUGAUUGUUGUAUUUUUGGAAAAACAUACGUUUCGUUAAUAAAAUUUUUAUGAAAUAGAUUAAAUUUUGAAUGCUAAGCAUUUGUAUCAAAUCGUACAAAACUUCGAAGCCGCCCCUGUCAUAUAGAUGUUCUGGAACAUACUUCAUAUAAAUAUGAGACGACUGGAGAGUCAGUGUGGUCUAGUACGAAAAAUGAGAUCUCGUAAAGUCGAUACUUUCCCAUGGGGUAUUAGGUAGUUCCUUGGAAUAUUUUUAUUGGCAUUCAUUCGCUCCCCGUAUGACCUUUUUUAUUCAUAUUUCCUUCUUAUGAUCAAUUUUUAUUAUUUCUUCUUAUGAUCUCCUUUCUUCAUAUUUCUAUAAAUUCUCAUAGUUUUUGGCUUUUCCUGCUUUUCUUCUCACAUAUUAGGUUUUUUCCUUAUCUUUCUAUAAUAUUUUUGGUUUUUGGCUUCUUAUGAUUUUAUUCAUUAUUAUCUUCAUCUUUCUAUUCAUUUCUAUAGUUUUUGGCCUCCAAUGUCUUUCUUCGUUUUUCUAUAAAUUUUCAUCAUUUUUAGUUUUCUCAUCUUCUCUUUGCGUAUUUUUAUAUGUGGAAAGAAAUAUAGAAAAAGACAAAAAUUCAUAGAACGAUGAAGAAAAAGGAUCAUUAGAAUCCAAAUCCACAAAAAUUUAUAUAAAAAUGAAAAAAGAGGACCAAAUGAAUACAGAUACCAGAAAUUUUCUUAGAUUUCGGCUUUUUACGACCUUUUCCGUUUUGGCUUCUAAUGAUCUUAUUUAUUCAUCUUUCUAUUCAUUUAUAUGGUUUCUGACUUCUUAUUGUCCUCUCACUUUAUGUUUAUAUAAAUUUUCACGGUACCAGAAUUCUUACGACCUUUGUCUUUUAUUUCUUUUUUUUUGGCUUCCUAUGACUUUUUUCUUCGUUUUAAUUUCGGGUAGAUCAAACAGAUAUUUUGAAUGGAGACAUCAAAAAUAAUUUUCCAUUAAGCAAAACUUCUUGCGCUAUAACACUGCUCUUAGUUGAGACCCCAAAAACCUAAUAGAUAAGGUUUUUCAGGUGAGUUUUCCGGCACUUUCGAUCACUUCUUACGAGGGUUUUCCAGUUUAAAAAACUCUUACACUAUUACACCGUUACACUCGUGUAACGGAGAAAUUACUUUUCGGUGAAAUGGAAAGAACGUAAAUGAUAGAAAUUAUACAACGUUGCCACGUUAUAUUUUUUUUUCUGAUUAAAUAUUUAGAUUUGUUCAAUCACAACAUAUGUACACAUAUAUUUUAAUAAAAAUAAAGAAAGGGUGAGGUGAAAAUAAAAACGUCAUAAUAAUAAAUAGUAUAUAUUUAGAAAAUAAAUAAACCUACUUUUGCAACAACACAUAAUUAGAGCAAUUUUUUACAAAUAAAAAACUAAUUCUAUCAUUAUAUAAAUUACCAUCAUUCACACUGAAAUCCUUUCGUAGCUCACACAUUCAUUUUUCUCAUACAAUAAAUAAGAUUAGAGCGGCUCAAAAUAGAAACCGCAUCUACGUCCAGUCAUAUUCCUUUUCUAAAAGAAAAUAAAACGAAAAAAAAUUAUGUAAAUAGUUAUUACAUUGCUAAAAUAAAUACUAUACAAAAUACGUAUAAAAAACCCACUAGAUUAUAUAAAUAAUGCGUCAUAAUUGGUUAUACAGCAAUUUAGAUAGAUAAAAUCAAAAUGGCAGCUUACGACAUUAGUACGUUCGCACAUAUGAACGUUUAUUGUCUCUUCCAUCUGGGAAAUUAUCAUUUCGACUCCAUUUUUGCAGUCCAGAAGUGUGACGUAGUAACCAUAGAUAACCGAGUAAUUAUCAUUAAUUGUUGAAAUUUCUUAUUGAAUAAAAUCGCUAUGAGACAAAUUAUGUCUCAAAAAUGACUAAUUGUUGUAAUAAUAAACAUCUCCAUCCUUUUAAAACAAUGAAAAGUUAAUUCAUGACGUCAUUACUAAUGACCAGGAUCUGAUUUGUAUUUCGAAGUAUGGCGGUUACAAUGUUACCAACUAUUAUGAAGAUAAUUUUGUUGAAAAUGCUUGUUUUGAUUGCUAAUAUCUCUUCCCAAGGACUGUUGGGGUGUUUCGUUUUUUUUUUGUAGAAUAAUAGGUAUUUUGAUUAAUCUUAAAUUUGAAUUUCACUGUUUCAUGAUUUAAAAUCAUUGCUGUAAAACCUAUUAUAAAUAUUGCUCAAUUGAUAUAUUUAUUUUUUAAUCUAGCGAUAAAUCCAGCAUAACAAACAAUUUUACUUGGAUAAAGGGGCUUUUUCACCAUCAGAUAAACAUUUUAAAGAAAUAAUUCGAUAAGAGCCCAUUUUAUACGACUUUGGUUUUGUCAUUUUCCAAUUUUUUUUCGUAAAAAUUUAAUAAAUUUAAUCUAGUCCUAUUUGACACAAUAAAAAUUCAAUCCAAUUUCUUAACCUAACUUUUACUAAAUUGGACGAAUUUUAAAAAUUCAAUAAGAAUAAAUUAAUAAAGUCCUGUUUUUUUUCUGAUUUUUAUACUUCGUUACAUUCUAAAUAUUUUUCGCGGCAGUUGUCUCCGUAACGGCCCCGUCUUCCAGCUUCGUAGAAAACGUCAAACGAUGAUCCCAACGAUUUUUCCAUAACAUAACUAAUAGCGUAGCUGUAAAAGAUAAUUUUUCCCAAUUUAAAAAUUGUUACAAACAAUAAUCAUUUAUGUCAGAAUCAAAUAGUUUUGGUAUCACCCUCAUAUACAAAAAUUAUUUACUUGCAUACAACGGUUGAGUUGAAGAGAUUUCACAUUGAGUUUACAAUUUUGACACAACAGUAACAAAUGCAAUCACUGAACUUAAUGUGUAAAUAUUGUUUCACACGUUGGCAGCUGUGUUGCUUAUUUAAAAUAUAACUGUUUUCAAAUUAAUGCACUAAACUCAAACGUCUUAACAUAUCAUUAUGUUUUUAAAUGAUACGGAGGGUUUUAACGUUUCAAUAUAUUUAUUAUAUUACAACGUGGCAACGAUGCAAACAACUGUCAUGUUGAUUCAAUUUAAGCACAGAACACACCUAAGGGUAUUACCAAGGAACAUACCCAAGGUAAUGUUCUGUGGUAAUUUGUGACUAUUGAAGAAUUGCAUUUUAGUUAAUUGCCGAAUAAAAAUGUAUCAAUAGGAAAACUUCCAAAGUUAACAGAAUUUCAAAUAUUAUGAAGUGAAAUCAAAACUAAAAAAAUAUCUUUAAAACGAUAAGAUAACAGCUUGUAGUUUCGACAGGAUAUAAUUUGCUUUUCUAUAAGAUAACAAAGAGAACUAGAUAUCAUGAAAUUCCUUUUAGAUUUCAAAUCAAAUCUUAAAAGUGUUAGAAUUAAAAAAGAAUUGUUUUACUUAUGAAAAAUUACUAUUUUUGUUAUCUAAAUCAAUUUACGUGAAAUAUUAGGUUAGGUUAGGUUGCGCAAAAAAUAAAUAAUGUUUUAUAGUAUUGGAAAGUUCUAAAUUGACUACGUAAUUAAAUUUUUAUAAAAAUAAUUUUAUGUGUAUAAAAAUUUACCUUCCUAGAUGACAGUACAAAGAACUUUGUCCAAUAUCUUUUGAACAUUCGCUGUUUGCUUGACAAACGUAUCUUUCCAUACAUUUAGUAUCUC